Messenger RNA from Etheostoma cragini (Arkansas darter), 1033 nucleotides. Its product is annotated as potassium voltage-gated channel subfamily G member 3-like. The transcript is spliced from 2 exons. The record is from RefSeq and is a predicted model, not a curated record. Bases 1 to 684 code for a protein of 227 amino acids. Gene Ontology annotation, biological process: potassium ion transmembrane transport. Gene Ontology annotation, cellular component: membrane; voltage-gated potassium channel complex. Gene Ontology annotation, molecular function: delayed rectifier potassium channel activity. NCBI's taxonomy places the organism in Eukaryota, Metazoa, Chordata, Actinopteri, Perciformes, Percidae.
AUGGGCUGUAGGAUGGGGGAUUUCAACAGGAGUGCACCCAGGAUCAUUGAGGCAGUGUGUAUUAGUUGGUUCACGGUGGAGUGCAUUGUGCGUUUCCUGGUGUCUCGGGAUAAAUGUGAGUUUGUCCGUCGUCCUCUGAACGUCAUCGACCUGCUGGCCAUCACGCCGUACUACGUCUCUGUUGCCGUGACGAUGCUGACGGGGGAGAACUCCACACUGCAGCGGGCCGGCGUCACGCUGCGCGUCCUGCGCAUCAUGCGGAUCUUCUGGCUCAUCAAGCUGGCGCGUCACUUCGUGGGUCUGCAGACGCUCGGCCUGACGCUGCGGCGCUGCCACCGCCAAAUGGUGACAUUGCUUGUCUUUAUUGGCGUCGCCAUGGCAAUCUUCAGCGCGCUGGCCCAGCUGCUGGAGCACGGCCUAGACCCCAAAGCCGGGAACCAAGACUACGCCAGCAUCCCCGCCGCCUGCUGGUGGGUCAUCAUCUCCAUGACAACGGUGGGAUAUGGGGACAUGUUCCCGGUGACGGUGGCGGGCCGCGUGCUGGGCGGCGUCUGCGUGGUGAGUGGCAUUGUUCUGCUGGCGAUGCCGAUCACCUUCAUCUACCACAGCUUCAUCCAGAUCUACGGCGAGCUCACCCUGCGUGCCGCACGCCGCCGCCGGACCGCUGCCGAGUUCACCGACUGACCAACAAUUUCACCGACUGACCCACGGCUGCCAACUGACCCACGGCUGCCGAGUUACCCAACUGACCCACGGCUGCCGAGUUACCCAACUGACCCACGGCUGCCGAGUUACCCGACUGACCCACGGCUGCCGAGUUACCCAACUGACCCACGGCUGCCGAGUUCACCGACUGACCCAUGGCUGCCGAGUUCACCGACUGACCCACGGCUGCCGAGUUCACCGACUGACCCACGGCUGCCGAGUUCACCAACUGAGAUCUGCUGAUUAUAAGAUCUAAUCUCUAUGGUCACAAAUACUCUUACAUCAAAGCUUCCAGGAACCUUCUGAUUUCCUCCUUCCUUCUUUUCUC